Messenger RNA from Colletotrichum truncatum, 264 nucleotides. RefSeq lists its product as uncharacterized. The record is from RefSeq and is a predicted model, not a curated record. Lineage: Eukaryota; Fungi; Ascomycota; Sordariomycetes; Glomerellales; Glomerellaceae.
AUGAGGAUGGGUGGCCCCGCAACCACCGCCGUCGCCAUCAUCGUGGCCGUUUUGCUGCUCUUGGGCGUUAUUCUGAUUGCAAUUUCGGAACACAAGAAGAAGAAGAGAACAAGUGCCAGGGACAGUGAACAGGCGUUGGAGCGCUGGGAGGCGAGACAGUCGGUGGCAAGCUUUGAAACUGUUGACGACUUGAAGGAACCGCCGCCAGUGGCUACAAACAUGCUCCAGGGAAGGCGAUUUUUAUUCCUGUCCAGGAACCGAUGA